CAAGAUAGGGUCUCAUGAACUAUUCCCCGGGCUGGCUUUGAACCGCAAUGCUCCUGAUCUCUGCCUCCUGAGUAGCCAGGAUUAGCCGGCUAAGGCUUUUGAAACAGCUUUCCACGGUCAUGGCACCAAGUUUCUGUUCCAGCCAGCGUUAGCAUCUGCAGGCUGCACCCUUGUCCUCAAGGAUUGGUAAUAAGCUACUCUUUGCCAAUCUAGUCCGUUCUUGACUUGUUUUUGUGAUGUAACGGUUGGGAGAAAGGAGGGGUGGGUGUCUGAGCUCCCUCGGGGCUGUUUUAUAGAUUAAACCAAACGGCGAUAAAAGAGCUUUAGCGUCGCGUGACCCUUCCCCGGCGCUUAGUGACCGCGAGCUCCUAGCACAGGAGCAGGCAACGCAGGUGGGCGGAGCCAGGCCUAGCAGCGGCCAAUGGGGAGUUGAGAUGGUGGGGCCACACCACCCUUGACCGAGUCUUAAAAGGGCAAAGGAAGGACGCUGAGAUCGCCACGUGGGGCGUCCCACCUCCGUUGGUGUAGGACCCUGAGCUUUUUGGGGCGUUUGCGAGUAGAAAGGGUAUUUUCCACCCUCCACGACCCCGACCCGGCCCCAGCCUCGCACUGGGCCUAGCGGUGCAGUGCGGCUCGGCUCCUUUAAGGACCUCGCGGGUCGCGCGCCCGUGGUCGCGGCCGCACUCCACUCCACGGGGCCCGGAGGCGCCUCUCGGCCAUGCGUGCGCUGCGGGUCGGACUGACCCUGGCACUGGGCGCGGGGCUGGGCGCGGCCGCCGAGCGCUGGAGGCGGCAGCAGACGGACGCGCAGGAGGCCCGGGGGCUGCUGGGCCGGCUGCCCGUGCUGCCCGUGGCGGCGGCGGCCGAGCUGCCCGCGGUGCCCGUUCUGCCUGGGGGCCCCGGGGGCCGCGGCCCGGGCGAGCUGGCUAAGUAUGGGCUGCCCGGCGUGGCGCAGCUCAAGAGCCGCGAGUCCUACGUGCUCUGCUACGACCCGCGCACCCGCGGCGCGCUCUGGGUGAUCGAGCAGCUGCGGCCCGAGCGGCUACGCGGCGACGGCGACCGCCGCUCGUGCGACUUCCGCGAGGACGACUCGGUACAUGCCUACCACCGCGCCACCAACGCCGACUACCGAGGCAGCGGCUUCGACCGCGGCCACCUCGCCGCUGCCGCCAACCACCGCUGGAGCCAGAAGGCCAUGGACGACACCUUCUACCUGAGCAACGUGGCGCCGCAGGUGCCCCACCUCAACCAGAAUGCCUGGAACAAUCUGGAGAAGUACAGCCGCAGCUUGACCCGCACCUACCAAAACGUCUAUGUCUGCACAGGGCCACUCUUCCUGCCCAGGAUGGAGGCCGAUGGGAAGUCCUAUGUGAAGUACCAGGUGAUUGGCAAGAACAACGUGGCAGUGCCCACACACUUCUUCAAGGUGUUGAUCCUGGAGGCAGCUGGUGGGCAAAUUGAGCUGCGCUCCUAUGUGAUGCCCAAUACCCCUGUGGACGAGGCGAUCCCACUGGAGCGCUUCCUGGUGUCCAUCGAGAGCAUUGAACGGGCCUCAGGGCUGCUCUUCGUGCCAAACAUCCUGGCAAGAGCUGGAAACCUCAAGGCCAUCACUGCUGGCAGCAAGUGAGCACAGCAGCCGAGAGACUGGGGUGGGUCAUAUUAAACGUGGCUAUUUUUG
This is a messenger RNA of Castor canadensis (American beaver), 1678 nucleotides long. It is a transcript of the gene Endog, whose product is annotated as endonuclease G. The record is from RefSeq and is a predicted model, not a curated record. Gene Ontology annotation, cellular component: nucleus; mitochondrial inner membrane. Gene Ontology annotation, biological process: apoptotic DNA fragmentation. NCBI's taxonomy places the organism in Eukaryota, Metazoa, Chordata, Mammalia, Rodentia, Castoridae. Gene Ontology annotation, molecular function: RNA endonuclease activity; nucleic acid binding; metal ion binding.